AUGUUGCUGUUCGCAUGCCAGGAACUCAACGGAAACGUUGUGCGAAGAAAUGACGCAUCCCUGAGUGAGGUCUAUGCGACUUCAGAGAAUGUCAAGAAGGAGGCUGCUAAAUCAUUAAGUACGGUCAGUGCCAUUCUGGAAACGUACACUGAAGGCUCGGAGCAUGAACGGACGAUUGAUGCGCUGAAAAGCAAUACCGAAACUAAGGAAGAAAAUGACGGUGUCAAUAGCGCUAAUCCCAAGAUUUCCACGUUGAUGCAACACGACGAAAAUUUGAAGACCCCCAUACCACAAGUAAAAAAGCCUGGAAACGCUCAUUAUGAAAGCGGGAAAAGAUUUGGUUCUAGAAUGGCAAGAGACACCGAUGACGGUGAAACUGAAGAGUAUGUCGGUGUUGAUGUCAAUGGCGAUGGGAAUAACGAUGAAGACGAACUUGCUCAUAAGCCACCAGAUAAAACGGGAGGACUGGUCAAAACAAAAAGGGUGCCAGCAUCGGGAAAAGUGAAGGCCAAUGCUUUCAAACCUGUAGAUGUCCAUGUGAGAUUCACGUCUUCCUUAUUUCUUGAGUUCUGA
Molecule: messenger RNA, 573 nt
Organism: Cylicostephanus goldi
Lineage: Eukaryota; Metazoa; Nematoda; Chromadorea; Rhabditida; Strongylidae
Source: the annotation of a GenBank genome assembly